AUUUUCGCGGGCUUUUCCUGCCAGUUCACACAACGAAAACACCACAUACAAGAAGAGUGGACGUCUCUGCUCCGUGAGCUCCCAUGGAAACUCAUGCGAAUGACGAGAUUAUUCCCAUGGACACCGCUGGGGAAGAAGAAGAAGUAGUUCCUUGUAAAGAACCCCCCAAAAUCCUCCGUCUCGACGAGUCCGUUGUCAAUCGAAUCGCUGCCGGGGAGGUCAUUCAAAGACCUGUUUCCGCCAUUAAAGAGCUCGUCGAAAACAGCCUCGACGCCCAAGCAACAUCCGUCAACGUCGUCGUCAAGGACGGCGGCCUCAAACUCAUCCAAGUUUCUGACGACGGCCAUGGCAUACGUUAUGAAGAUUUGCCCAUUUUGUGCGAGAGGCAUACGACGUCCAAGUUGUCCACAUUUGAGGAUUUACAGUCCAUAAAGUCAAUGGGAUUUCGAGGAGAGGCUCUUGCGAGCAUGACCUAUGUAGGUCAUGUUACGGUCACCACCAUUACUAAAGGACAGCUACACGGUUAUAGAGUAUCGUAUAGAGAUGGAGUGAUGGAGCAUGAGCCUAAGCCAUGUGCUGCUGUAAAAGGAACUCAGAUAACGGUUGAGAAUCUGUUCUAUAACAUGACUGCUCGGAGGAAGACACUACAAAAUGCAUCUGAUGAUUACACGAAGAUUGUGGACCUCCUAAGUCGUUUUGCCAUUCAUCAUACAAACAUCAGCUUUUCUUGCAGAAAGCAUGGAGCUGCCAGAGCAGAUGUUCAUUCAGUUGGACCAACUUCAAGGUUAGAUGCCAUUCGUACAGUUUAUGGUGCAUCGGUUGCCCGGAAUCUAAUGAAAAUAGAAGUUUCAGAAAAUGAUGAAGCCUGCUCAGGUUUUCAGAUGGAUGGCUUGAUUUCCAACUCAAAUUAUGUUGCAAAGAAGAUCAUGAUGGUGCUCUUUAUCAAUGGAAGAAUGGUGGAAUGCAGUGCUUUAAAAAGAGCUAUUGAAAUUGUUUAUGCUGCAACCUUACCCAAAGCAUCCAAACCUUACAUCUAUAUGUCAAUUAUAUUGCCGCCUGAGCAUGUGGACGUGAAUGUUCAUCCGACCAAAAAAGAGGUAAGCCUCCUGAACCAGGAAGUUAUUAUUGAGAGGAUACAGUCAGCGGUUGAAUCAAAAUUGAGAAGUUCUAAUGACACGAAGGCAUAUCAAGAACAGGAUGUAGAAUCUUCUGUGGCCUAUCAAAUGGUUCUUAGCAAUGACGAUACUCAAAAUUCCUCGAAGUCAGGGUCAAAAUCGCAAAAGGUUCCAGUGCAUAAAAUGGUUAGAGCAGAUUCAACAGAUCCAGCUGGAAGGUUGCACGCGUAUGUUCAAAUGAAGCAGCCUGGCCUCCCUGAAUCUAGCUUACCUGCUGUAAGGUCUUUUGUAAGACAGAGAAGGAACCCAAAGGAAUCUGCUAAUCUUACUAGCAUUCAAGAUCUUGUUGCAGAUAUUGAUAAGAAUUUCCAUGCUGGUCUCCUUAACACUGUAAGACAUUGCGUAUAUAUUGGAAUGGCAGAUGAUGUAUUCGCACUGCUUCAGCAUGGAACUCAUCUCUAUCUAGCGAAUGUUGUGAAUUUGAGCAAAGAACUCAUGUAUCAGCAAGUUUUGCGUCGAUUUGCUCAUUUUAAUGCAAUACAAUUAAGCAACCCAGCCCCUCUAUUCGAGUUACUUAUUUUGGCACUGAAGGAGGAAUAUGCAAAUUCAGAGUGUGAGAAUGAUGAUUUUAAUGAGAAGGUAGCUGAGACGAGUACAAAACUGCUCAAGUUGAAAGCUGAAAUGCUGGAGGAAUUUUUCUGCAUAAGUAUUGACAGAAAUGGGAAUUUGGCUAGUCUUCCAGUCGUACUUGACCAAUACACACCUGAUAUGGACCGUGUUCCUGAGUUUAUGCUUUCUUUAGCUAAUGAUAUUGAUUGGGAGGAUGAGAAAACUUGUCUCCAGUCGAUUUCAGCUGCCAUCGGCAAUUUCUAUGCUAUGCAUCCUCCCUUGCUGCCCAAUCCAUCAGGUGAUGGCUUGCAGUUCUACAAAAGGAUAAAACCAUCCGGGAAUUCUGAUGGUGAAAAUAUAGGUGAUGAUGAGGUGGGAAUGGAUAACGAGAUUGAUGAUCAACUACUAUCGGAGGCAGAAACUAUAUGGGCUCAACGUGAAUGGUCAAUACAACAUGUACUCUUUCCAUCAAUGAAGCUGUUCUUCAAGCCUCCACAUUCUCUGGGCGAAAAUGGUACUUUCGUUCGGGUUGCAUCAUUGGAGAAACUUUACAAGAUCUUUGAGAGAUGCUGAGGGAGUUUGAUCAAUCUUCGGCAGCUUCUAGAACCACCCUUGUUUCUUUUUAGAAAAAUAUUUAGGUGUGUCUCAGUAACUUCCGCUCUACUUAAUUGUCCAACUAGAUUUUGUCACGUGGUGAGAUUUUUCUUUCAUCUUUGUGAUUGGAGUUAGUUGCACAAAAGUGAGUGUAGCUCAAGAUGUACCAAAUAAUUACUUUUCUUUUUCCUAUCUUGUAUAGCUAUCUAUAACCCUCUUCCCUACAUUAAUUUGUAUAGUCACCAUUUGGCGUGUAACAACUUUUGAUAGCUACCUAUAAGUCAUUUAGUUUUGCAAUCA
This is a messenger RNA of Cucumis melo (muskmelon), 2618 nucleotides long. Its product is annotated as DNA mismatch repair protein MLH1. The coding region runs from base 84 to 2297 and encodes 737 amino acids. Gene Ontology annotation, biological process: mismatch repair. Gene Ontology annotation, cellular component: MutLalpha complex. The transcript has 16 exons. Lineage: Eukaryota; Viridiplantae; Streptophyta; Magnoliopsida; Cucurbitales; Cucurbitaceae. Gene Ontology annotation, molecular function: ATP binding; mismatched DNA binding; ATP-dependent DNA damage sensor activity. The record is from RefSeq and is a predicted model, not a curated record.